Ilyonectria robusta is the source of this 2438-nucleotide messenger RNA. Its product is annotated as kinase-like domain-containing protein. Gene Ontology annotation, cellular component: nucleus. Bases 85 to 2139 code for a protein of 684 amino acids. The transcript is spliced from 6 exons. Lineage: Eukaryota; Fungi; Ascomycota; Sordariomycetes; Hypocreales; Nectriaceae. The record is from RefSeq and is a predicted model, not a curated record. Gene Ontology annotation, molecular function: ATP binding; protein kinase activity. Gene Ontology annotation, biological process: protein phosphorylation.
AAAUGACGUCGAAAGAUUUGGGCUCAAAUGGUGAAUUUUGCAUUCAGUUUCAUGUGUAUUGAGCUCCUGCAAUAAGGACUCCGUAUGGUAUUGUUCUUCCAUGGACAGUUUGAGCUGCACACAACCCUUCUCGGCCUUACGUUUAUCCGACGCUCGACCGACACGGCGCGAGAUCAAGGGCUCGAACUCUCAAACGUCGUCGCGCGAGGAACCAGUUGCUCUUCGUCCCUCGACGACGAUACAAUGUCUACGCUUACAGCAGCCCGCCAGACUCAGACGCAUGGUCUCGGCCAGAGACCGUUCGAUCACGAAGAUUUCCGACCACCUCUACUCUUGUCGGAUCCGCCGAACCCCUCCCUCCACCACCAAACACAUCCUGAUUCAACGUCGGAAUCGAGCACGUCUCUCCGCACUGCGAUACAGUCGCCUCAUCCGUACCACGGCAGCGACAGACAGCUUCGGUCUUCUCAGAAUAAAACGAGAUUGCCAGAUUGGAACGAAUUCUACAAGAAUGGCCUUCCCCAAGAGAUCAUUGUCAUCGAAGAUACGCCGGAGCCUUGCCCGGACCGCCCGACAGACGAGCCCACGAGCUAUCACACCACCGCUCCCUCGAUAAAACCCGCCUCAACUAGGAAACGAAAAUUCGACGAAGAACCAGUUGCACAGCCCCAGAGACCCGCCGAUGAGCCAUACGUGGAGAAGUCGGGUGCGAGGACCGUACAGCCACAACGCGCGGAAAUCCGGUUACCACAGCCAAAUUCCACGCCGCAGUUGGGCUCGCCUGAUCCGCGAGUAAACCAGAAGAGGAAGAGAACCCGGUAUCAACUUGCGAAUGGAGCCAGUACGGACAUUGAUGCCAGGUCACUGCUGGGGACCAACAUCGAAUACAAAGGUCUCACCAAACCAGUGCUCAGAGCGAAAGAUGUGGCCGUCAGAGUCGGACACACGGGUUCGAGGGCCGAUAACAAGAAAAUUGAUGACGACGACGGACACUAUAUUGUUGUUCCUGAUGAAGAUCUCACCAGUCAAUACAAAAUCCGCAAACUCCUCGGUCAAGGAACUUUUGGCAAGGUCGUGCAAGCCCUCGACAGCAAAACCAACGAAGUGGUUGCCGUGAAGGUGAUCCGAUCCGUGCAAAAAUACCGUGAUGCAGCCAAAAUCGAACUGCGCGUUUUGCAGACACUCCGACAAAACGAUGCCGAAAACAAGUACAGGUGCAUUCAUCUUCGCGACUGCUUCGAUUUCCGCGGUCAUACCUGUCUCGUCAUGAAUCUGCUUGACUCUAGCAUUUUCGAUUAUCUCAAGGGUAAUGGCUUCGUGCCCUUCCCAAACAGUCAUAUCCAGAGCUUUGCCAAACAGCUCUUGACAAGUGUCGCUUUUGUCCACGACCUGGGACUGAUCCAUACCGAUCUAAAACCGGAAAACAUUCUCCUCUGUGACGCCUCCUACCAAACAUUCACCUACAAUCGCACCAUCCCCUCAUCCCGGACGUCCCCAGGUCGCCAAGCCGAACAUCGGAAGGUUCUCUUAAACCCCGAAAUCAGACUCAUCGACUUUGGAUCAGCGACUUUCCAAGAUGAGUACCACUCCUCUGUCGUGUCAACGCGCCAUUACAGAGCCCCUGAAAUCAUCCUCGGGCUUGGAUGGUCCUUCCCCUGCGACAUUUGGAGUAUAGGUUGCAUCCUCGUUGAAUUUUUCACAGGCGACGCGUUGUUCCAAACACAUGAUAACGUUGAGCAUUUGGCUUUGAUGGAAGCCGUGUUUGACAUGAAAAUCGACACCGAGUUGGUGCGGAAAGUUAACCGAAUGUCCUCUAGAAGCAACAGUGCAGCCAGUUACUUCAAGCGCUUUCGACUGAACUACCCGACUCCUGAGACAAACCGAGCUUCAAGAAGAUUCGUCAGAACCAUGAAGCGGCUAGAUGAGAUUAUUCCCACCAAAAGCAACACUUUUCUGAAACACUUUCUCGAUCUGCUCCAAAAAAUAUUCGUAUAUGACCCCGCUCGUCGCAUUACGGCAAAGGAAGCAUUAAAUCAUCCAUGGUUCCAGGAACCAGUACGCGAUGAUGGGACAGAAGCAGCGCGAAUCCGCCUGGAAAGAGCACAAAUGUUUCCACACAGCUCUCAGACACGGCUGUAGUCGUCGGUUCAAAGAACGUGGGUGUCGAGGAUUUUGAUUUGGGUACAUCUACGGCAUGAUCAUUGCGGGGACAUUUACUUUAUGACGGCGCUUUGGUUGAGUUUCUCAAUAAAGACGGGCGUACGCUCAAAGAUGGAAUGACGGGUCUAAACAAAGGAGACAGGAGUAGGUUUAUAUGAUGAUACCCAGUACAGAGGAUGAAUACAACUUGUCGCGUGCUCGUGUCACGUUAUGGAGUCUUGGUAUGGAUACAAUCCGCCCUAGACCAGUUGAAUGAACAAAUUGAACUACAUCUCUCA